CAUUACGUACCGUCCGUCCAAACGUAUGACGUUGUGCUCACGUCUUACGUCAACUCAAAAUCGAAGUAGAUUUCUCCAGGCGUACACUCUUUAUUUUCUGUAUUGCAAUAAACACUUUUGUACACAUAUUCUUUAACAUGGCGUAUCUGAAACCACGAGAACUUGCCGCUGUGGAGGAAUAUCCUUGAGGAAUACCACGCAUGGGAUCGAAAUCAACGCUUCUUUCAGCUAAGCUAACGCUAUUGCAUCUAUUAGCAAAACUUGCUAGCUAAGGAGCUAUCGUCGAGCUAGCUAUGUAUUAGCACUUUAGCCUAGCCCGCUAACCAGUGACAAGUGACAAAGGGCACGGAUGAUGUGAUCCUGAACAUGCCAGAGUGACAAAAAAAGCUUUCCUGUUUGUGUCAUUACCAACAACAUUUGACACCUACUCUCAGCCUCACUUUAUAAGACAUCUUCCAAACAAUCCACACCGUACCUCUGUCUGCAGAUUCUUCUGCACCUGAACCAUGUGAGGGCCCCUCGGUCCAGUCUGAGGGGAUCCCAGGACUGUCGCAAAUACGACCCCGCUGUGCGGGGCGAGACUGAUCCUGUCUGUGUCAGAAAAGUGUUCUUUACAGUACCCUCCUCCCCCUCCACACAUUCCUGUUCUCCUUACUGAGGAGACACGCCAUGAUGUUCCGAGACCAGGUAGGUAUCCUCACAGAUUGGUUCAAAGGCUGGAAUGAGUGUGAACAGACGGUGGCACUGUUGUCCCUCCUGAAACGGGUGUCCCGCACCCAGGCUCGCUUCUUACACAUAUGCCUUGAACACUGGCUGGCAGACUGCACAGAGAUCCACAUCCUAGAAGCUGAGGCCAACAAUGCAGAUAUUGUCAGCCAAUGGCACCAGGAGCCAAAGGAGAAAGUGGUGUCCUUGCUGCUGUCCCAUCUGCCUUUGCUGCAGCCACGCAACAGCGAGGCCAAAUGCGAGUACAUGAAGCUGCUGCAGAAGGUGUUGAGUCACACUAUUGAGAGUAGCCUGUUUGUAGAAGAGAGCAGACAGCUGCUGUCCUACGCGCUCAUCCACCCUGCCACCACACUGGAUGACCGCACCUCUUUGGCCAUGUGGCUGAACCACCUGGAGGAGCACCUAACCAGUGGCUAUGUAUCGUCCUCCCGAGCCCCUUCCAGCCCCUACCACCCACGCCAGGGCUCAGAUGAAUGGCCCAGCUCUGCAGAGGCUCUCGAUCCUGGGCACGCCUGGCAUGACAAGUCUCCCUCAUCAAGCACGUCUCCGGCAGGCCAGAAUGGACACAUUCCUUUCCCAGGUGGAAUGUCUUCUCCCAUCAACAGCAAUAACACAGGUCUGGGUGGGCAGAUGCAGCCCAGCCCUCUGAAGAAGUCCAUGUCCGUUAUCCCUUCCAGUUCCCAGGCUUGUGGCCCUGAGUGGGUUAGCCAGGAUGACGCAGGGGGCCGGCAGAACUUCAUUUCAACAGAUCAUGCACCCCUCUCCCCUCAGAGCAGUGUGGCCUCCUCGGGCAGUGAGCAGACAGAGGACCAGGGCUCCAUGCGCAACACCUUCCAGGAGGAUGGUAGUGGCAUGAAAGAUGUUCCUGCAUGGUUGAAAAGUCUCCGCCUUCAUAAAUAUGCAUCACUUUUCUCCCAGAUGACCUAUGAAGAGAUGAUGAUUCUAACAGAGCAGCACCUGGAGUCACAGAACGUCACUAAAGGAGCACGGCAUAAGAUUGCCUUGAGUAUCCAGAAACUGCGAGAGAGGCAAAGUGUGCUCAAGUCUUUAGAAAAGGACAUUUUGGAAGGAGGAAACCUGCGCAACGCCCUCCAAGAGCUGCAACAGAUCAUUAUCACACCCAUCAAGGCCUAUAGCCCACCCAGUGCCGCACAGACUGCCCAGGACACAAUCACCUCUCCCUCAGAAUCCACAAAAUCAGGAGCAGAUAAAGAGCCGGCCUCAGAUGGCUUCCAGUCCCACAACCCACCUCCCUGUGAUGGAGACUCCUCAGCCACACCCAUCUCAGAUGGCGACAUUGCUGGACAGUUCACCCGUGUGAUGGGUAAAGUGUGCACCCAGCUACUUGUGUCAAGACCAGACGAGGAGAAUAUCAGCUGUUACCUUCAACUCAUUGAGAAGUGUUUGACACAUGAGGCUUUCACAGAAACUCACAAGAAAAGGCUGGUCUCCUGGAAGCAGCAGGUCCUUAAACUGCUCCGCCUGUUCCCUCGGAAAGCUAUGCUGGACAUGCCUGUGUACCGACAGAAAGGCUGGACCUAUGGGUCCAACUCCCUCCCCACAGCAGGCUCUGUGAGUGGAGGUGUAGCCCGGCGGGGCCAAAGGCAGUUCCAGAUGACCCCACGUGGACUCCCAGCUGGGCGCAUGGGUCUUCUUAGUCCCGGUGGGAUCGGGGGAGCGUCUCCACGUCACACACUCACUAAUCCUUCACUGGCAGGCCAGGGUAGACAAAACUUGUGGUUUGCCAACCCUGGGGGCAGUAACAGCAUGCCAAGUCAGAGCCGCAGCUCUGUGCAGCGGACCCACUCACUCCCUGUCCACACUUCCCCGCAAACCAUGCUCAUGUUCCAGCAGCAAGAAUGCCAAGUUCCAGGUGCUGACCUGGAGAUCAACCCCACGCUGGAGUCACUGUGCCUCAGUAUGACAGAGCAUGCCUUAGGGGAUGGAACAGACCGGACAUCGACAAUAUGAAAAAGAAGAGAGGAAAAAACUACACUUCAGAGUUGAGGCCUGUUCAGUUCCUCACCACCCAGCACAAAGAUAUACGUAUGCUUAAGAAAACCAGGCAAAGCAGUCACUACAAAAUGACAAAAAACUGUGUAUAUGUUCUCUAAUAUUUUUGUACUUUAUUAUAUACAACUAAGUUUAUUAAAAAUGGAAUACAGAUGAUUAUUAUAUUGCAGGACAGAGAAAAGGUUAACUGUGCAAACUGCUCCAUGUCACCUGCAGGACUGUGACAUUGUGUGCAGAAGCUCAGUUUGCCCUGGUCUGAAAGAAAAACGGUGGAUUGGUGCUGUCUUAAAGGGGUUCUGCCCUAUGAGUUACUCUUCUUUUCCUCCCACCUUGGAGCAAGGCUUCUUUCCCGAAAACACACUGACAGACACAGCCCCUCUGCACCACAUAAUGCGUAGAUUAAGAAAUUUUCCAGCCAGAAGUAAGGCACUUUUUAUUAAAUUACCUUUGAUUAGGCACUAAGCUGUAAUUGGCCCAAGGAUUAGCUCACUGAGAUGUUCCACUCAUAGGCAGGUGUCUUAUACAGACACGAUUACACUUCCUAGACGCCCUAUUUGUUCUAAAACCAGUGCUAGUGAGUGCUUGUGUUGGUUGAAACUUGGACAGCUUUCCUCGGUUCUUGUUGUCCUUUCCAGAAAACAUGUUUUUGUGGCAAAGGCAGGAAAAGGAGGACCAAAAGAACGGAGGAAAAUCUUGAAAUUCAACUGCAGGCAUACCCCCUUGUCUCCCCUAAACACAUAGUCAAAGUAGAAGUGACUGUUCUCUCAACUUCUACAAAGCCAAAGAGAAGGUUUGUGCGAUUGUUAAUUUGAGAAGGAUAUUUGUAGUGAAAUGCAACAGAAUGGUAUAAUUUUUUUUUUUUUCAAGAACAGCAGUUUGAAGAAUUUAUGCCAGCUGCAGUUUGUCUCUGUUAUUUUAUGCCCGACUACGUAAAUGAUGAUGAAUCUCAUUUUGUGCCGAGGAAUCCCCACAGGGGUGAAUAAGGGCUGGUGAGGUUUGUAUUGUGCAAGAGCUGAUUUGAUAUUGAAUUGAUAAAAGCGAGGAGGGUAGAGGGUUUUCAAUUUAUACUCGAAUGCUUGGUGAGAAAACUAAAUGAAACCCAUCUCAACCCUCUGGCCCCCCGUAUGAUUGGCUCUGGAAAAUGAAGCUUGAUCUUGUAAUAAAUGCUCCGGUGUGCAGCGCCUCACCCUCGCAGUGCCCUCUUCCUCACACGGCCAAUGUGAUGAUUUGAUGAAUCAUAUUUUUUUAGGUGCUUUGAUGAUGUCCAUAUUUUCUGUUUGUGUCUCGGUGUGUUACAGUCUCAGAACCCUAAUAUUUUCAUGUGGUAUCAGUGUUGAAUCAAAAACUGUCUUAUACAGCCUCUGUCUUUGAAUGUGGCAGAGCGGAGGUGCAUGUGUGUGUAAUAUGGUCUUAACUUUUGGAUCACUUUUGGUUGCAUCAUAAGGCAGGGAUAACCAUUCACAUUUUACUUCAGCAGAGCCAUAGGAGUUCUGUAUAGUAAAGAUGGUUAUUUACAGAUAUCUUUUCCAAUUGUAUUUUUUACUCUCCCUUGAUAUUGAUAACUUAUGCUUAUUUUCUAUAAUCGCAUGUUUUGCCACACUAAUACAGCACUGUUGUAGAUAGAGGACAUGGUGGUUGAUGGUGCCCAGUGUCACCAAAAGCUAGAGAGCAGAAACCUUGCAACUAAUGUUGUAUGUUUAUAACGCCUAAAUGUCACUGUUUACAUCUCUCUGGGAUAAUGCCCAAUUCAUGCUAUGCGAUGUCAUGAAUACUUCAUUGUCUCACUAUGUAACACAUUAAAGAACUGAAGCCUUCUCGCACAUGAGCUGGCUGGGUAGAGCCUGAAAACAAAAGCAGUCUACCCCUCAUCUAUGGACUCCAUGCGAGUCCCAGUAGGUUUUUUUUGUUUAAAAAAAAAAAAGUGAUACCUGUAUGAGGCAUGUAACGCCUGCUUUUCUGGUCAUGCAGUGAUGAGAGAAUAGCUUUCCUGGCCUUGUGAUUGAACCAUUAGCUGUCAUGUCCUGAUAAACUGUUCAUGUGGUGCCUCAAAUGCACAGCUCCAGCAUCCUCAAUAUGUUGAUUUAAUGGUCUUGAGUAGUAUUGUAGUCACGAAUUUCUUCAGAGCAGGCUCUUGGAUAGAUCUGACUUACUAAAUGCAUCACACUCAUGCCCGCAGAGAACUUCAAUGAGUUAACAAUGCUGACAAGUUUAAGACUCUGCUGCUUUUAUUUUUUAUUUUUUUUAGGAGAACUUCAAUAUACUGUACAUCAACUCUGUUAUGUUACAUAUGGCUCAGAUGAUCCUUUUCAUGGCCUCUGUAAGACUUUGGACAGCCUACAUUUUACUGCAAAUAGACACAGAGGUACAGUGCAGCAGAUUUCUGCAAGUGUCUGUGCAUAAUGAAGAUGCAGCAGGGGAUGACGAUGCUUAUCUGAGCCACAAAUGAUGUGAUUAUGAGUAAACUGAACACUAAUAACAGGCCAAGGAAUAUGUUUACUCCAUGUUUACAUUCCAGUGAUGCAUGAAAUGAGUUGGGAAAUGAACUUCUUGAGGUCAGCCUGGUGUAUGUUCACAUACCAAGAAUCCACUAGGAGGUACAGAGCCUGUGUCAUAUGGAGACUACUACUAAGUGGUCCUGAGAUCAUGUUAAUGUCCCUGCCAGGCUUGAUCAUUGAAUUAAUGCAGCUGUCAGCUGUAGGCUACAUUACAUCUUUGUCUUGUACAAUUUAUAUUUAAUUCUGAUGACUCCCCAACACCCCCCCCCCUAAUAUUUUAUGAACCUUUUGCAUCCCGUGCUUACACUCUUUUUUUCUUUUUUUUUUUUUUUUUUUUACUGUCACUCAUAUGUGUGAAUGGUCUGAAGUGCAGCAUCCGUCGGAUCAUUGACAGUCCAAAUAAAGAGGUU
This is a messenger RNA of Scomber scombrus (Atlantic mackerel), 5644 nucleotides long. Its product is annotated as protein Smaug homolog 2. Gene Ontology annotation, molecular function: mRNA binding; protein binding; translation repressor activity. Lineage: Eukaryota; Metazoa; Chordata; Actinopteri; Scombriformes; Scombridae. Gene Ontology annotation, biological process: regulation of mRNA stability; negative regulation of translation; nuclear-transcribed mRNA poly(A) tail shortening. The transcript is spliced from 13 exons. Gene Ontology annotation, cellular component: P-body. The record is from RefSeq and is a predicted model, not a curated record. Bases 670 to 2697 code for a protein of 675 amino acids.